Molecule: messenger RNA, 2979 nt
Organism: Triticum turgidum subsp. durum (durum wheat)
Lineage: Eukaryota; Viridiplantae; Streptophyta; Magnoliopsida; Poales; Poaceae
Source: the annotation of a GenBank genome assembly
AUGACUGCAGAGAGUUAUUAUAUACCGUUACAUGUCUUAAAAGAGAUUACAAAUGGAUUCUCAGCGGACUCAAGAAUAGGAAGGGGUGGAUACGGAGACGUUUACAAGGGAGUUUACAAUAGGAGAGAGGUUGCUGUAAAGUUGCUUCAUGUUGAUACGUUGCUAGGACUUGAUGACCAACGAUAUAUCAAUGAAGUUGGUAACCUUUUGAAGGUUAAGCAUCCAAAUAUCAUACAGUUACUUGGUUAUUGUUAUGAAAUACAGAAUGAACUAAUUGAACACAAUGGUGCAAAUCAAUUUAGCCAACACAUAUAUAGAGUCCUCUGCUUUGAGUACUUGCAGGGUGGAAGCCUAGACAAGCAUCUUUGUGCACAAUCUUUUGCACCUAAUUGGAGCACACGUUACAAUAUUAUAAAGGGGAUUUGUGAAGGUUUAAAUUUCCUUCAUGAAUGCAAACCACAAAUUUGUCAUCUUGAUUUGAAGCCUGCCAAUAUAUUACUAGACAGUUCCAUGGAGCCUAAAGUGGCGGAUUUUGGAUUGUCAAGGCUAUUCACUCCAUCACACACACAUAUCACAGAAAGAAUCAUAGGAACCCGGAAGUACAUGCCACCAGAAUUCCUAAAUGAAGGCAAAAUCUCACCUAAGAAUGACGUCUUCGGUUUCGGUGUUGUAAUGAUCGAGAUAAUGGCAGGACCUGCAGGUUACUCCAAUUCUUUUGAAAUGCAUGAUGUGGCACAAUUAAUGCAGCAGGUACUUACCAAUUGUACAAUGAUUGAAGCCACAUCGAAUAACCGAUCAGAGGAAUUACGUCAGGUGAAAACGUGUAUUGAAUUAGCAAUGCGUUGUGUGGAUUCUGAAAGAGACAAUAGGCCCUCUGUAGCAGAUAUCCUAGAUACCCUGAAUAAGACAGAAACUCAUAUUCCCAAGAGACAGCAUUGCCCUCAAAUCAGUGUUCCCGGGCUGGAGAGGGCCAAGAAGAGGAAGAAGACGGGAGGGAACUUGAAGGGGAUUGCAGAAGAACGUACCCAUUUCACUGUCAUGCAAGAAAAUGCCCCUAGUAUGCUUGAAAACAGGGAUCACCGGGAAACAUCAGCAAAGAUAGGAGCAGAAGUCGUAGGGAGGGACAUGGAAAAACAGGAAAUUAUGGCUCAUUUAUCUGGGAGUACCACACAAGAGAUCACCUUCCUUCCGAUAUAUGGUAUUGGAGGCAUUGGGAAGACAACCAUGGCACAAUUUGUUUUCAAUGAUUCCCAGUUCAAAGAGUACUCUCGGGUUUGGACCUAUGUGUCCCAGACAUUUGAUUUAAAGAAAAUUGGGAAUUCUAUAAUAACACAACUAUCCGGUAGCAAGAGUAUGCAUACUGACCUUCAGAUGAUAGAAAAUAGCCUGCAAAAGCUCCUUUCUGGUAAGAGGGUUCUAAUCAUCUUAGAUGACCUGUGGGAGAGGGAAUCACCUCAGUUAAAAAAGUUGGAGAGUAUGCUAAAUCUGGGUGAAGGGGGCAAAUUGGUGGUGGUAGUAACCACACGAGAAGAAUCUAUUGCACAUAAAAUUCACACUGGCAGAGUGAAGCCAUAUAAGCUAGCUCCCUUAACAGAUGAAAUUUGUUGGACUAUCAUAAAAAAUAAAAGUUCAUUUGAAAACAGAGCUGAAAGAGCGCAGUUAGAGUUGAUCGGAAAGGAAAUUGCAAAGAAGUGUGGAGGUGUGGCUUUAGCAGCCCAAUCUAUUGGGUAUGUGUUGUAUGCUAUGGAAUUUGAUGAAUGGGUGUCGGUGAACAACAGUGAGAUCUGGGACGUGCUUGCCUCAGGAGAAUCAACUCAUCAUGUUCAUGCAUCCUUGCUGCUAAGCUAUCACAUUAUGGAUAAAUACUUGAAGUUAUGCUUUGCUUAUUGUGCAACCUUUCCAAAAGGUCACAAGAUAGCUAAAGAAGAUCUAGCUCACCAAUGGGUUGCUCUUGGACUUGUUGAGCCAUCAAGGACAUUCUCUAAUAUACAAACCAGUCAUAAAUAUAUUCGUCAUCUUUUUGGCAUGUGCUUCCUUGAACAUCCAAGGUCACAAUGGAGUUAUAUGGAUGUCGAUAAUGGAUUCUUGAUCAUGCAUGACCUGGUGCACGAUCUCGGAAGAUCAUUUCUGGCUGAUAAAAUUAUUAUAGAGAGUCCUGCCUGCCAAUAUGCAUGGCUGACAGAUCAUAGAAAGCUAUUUAAGUCAUCAAUGAAUCCACUCGCCAAGCUAUUUAUGUCAUCAAUGAAUCCACUCGCCAAGCUAUUUAAGUCAUCAAUGACUCCACUCGCCAAGAUAAGGGCACUGCAUUUUCUCGACCGUGCUUACUUGCAGCUUAAUGGUGAAGCUUUUUCACCGGCUAAAUGCCUCCUUGUCUUGGAUUUAAGCAGAUGUUGUGCACAAAAGCUGCCUGAUUCUAUUGGUCAACUGAAACAGUUGAGGUAUCUCGAUGCUUCAUGGAACCCCGAGUUUACUGAAUCUUCUGAAUACCAAGCACCACCGGAGUCUUUAUUGAUACCGAAAGCCCUGGGUUCCCUUAAUGAACUCCAAUAUUUGAAUUUAUCAGGUCGCGGAAGACCCAUAGGGCUGCCAGAGGUCAUCAGCGAACUCACGGACCUCCGGUAUUUGAAUAUAUCACAUUGCAUGGGUUAUUAUUUAUUGGACAUCCCAUCAGCAAACCAAAGUUUCAUUGACUGUAUCGGUACCCUUCCUAAUCUAGAGCAGCUGGACAUGUCUUCUAAUAACUAUGGUUUCUGUGUACCUGAAAGUUUCAGCAGACUCAAGAAGCUGAACCUCUCCGACUGCCAGUACAUUGCUAGCCUUCCAGAAAAUGUGGGGAAAGUGGAUAUUCCAAUGCUUUUUGGCUUGUUGUUCCCGCAAAAGGGAGGGUUUCCUGUGCGUGUGGUUGAUAGUGAAUCUAGCAGCAGUCUUGUCUGGCUUAAGCAUACAAAUCCUGAUGUGUUGGGUAUCACUGAUACUUGA